Molecule: messenger RNA, 1995 nt
Organism: Uncinocarpus reesii 1704
Lineage: Eukaryota; Fungi; Ascomycota; Eurotiomycetes; Onygenales; Onygenaceae
Exons: 2
Coding region: 1-1995 (664 amino acids)
Source: RefSeq, a predicted model, not a curated record
AUGGGAACUAUUGAUGCGCGGGCGGGAACGUCAGAUGUCGUCCACCUUGGCUUCUGGGUGGAUUAUGACGGCAACUCAAUCAGCAAAUAUCGGCUGACUUUGAAAACAAAUCUCGCCUUGAUCCUGUUGGCUGCCCUUACAGUUCUGGUCACCCUCUGUGCCAGCCGCAGCUGGAAGCUCUGGUCGUCGGCAGCGCACUAUGCCCUUGAACGCAGCCACCGUAAACCCUCUUCGAUAUCAUCCAUCAGACAACAGCAGGUUAUUCUGCGAAACUCAGAGACCGCUGGCGGUAGUUUGUUUGCUCUCCUAGGACUAGCGAUAACAAAACGCCCUCUCCGCAGUCCAGGAUGGGUCAGUCAGCUUUCCCUGGUCUUCUUGUCCCUUGGCCAUUGGAUAGUUUUCGUCGCGCUCGGAAUCCUCACAUCGCAGAUCGUCACGGGCAGGACCGUGAGGGCAAUCCGAACAGACCACUGUGGAGACUGGCUGCCAAAGGCGAUGCCCUCAUUAGAUGCAUCAUUGGCAGAACAGCAGGAAGCCUUUGCCACACUGAAUGAACUCGCGCUGAACUCAACUCUAGAAGCGGACGAUUAUGUCCGGCGUUGCUAUGGUUCAACCUCGUACGCCACAUCAGAAUGCACUCAGUUGUCGAAGCGGUAUCUUUCCCAUCAGAUCGAAGACACGGAAUGCGUAUUUUCAAAGGAGGUCUGUUCCGAAGUCAACGGGACCGCAGUAGCCUUCGACUCUGGGAACGUCUCAUUUGCUGACCUCGGAUUGAAUUCGGCGUUGUCUGACCGGCUUUUCUUUCGCCGUCGGUCCGUUUGCUCACCACUUCCCUGGCGACCAUUCAUGUACACCCAGGACCAGGCGCUACUGUCCCUUCAAAGCUACGGCGCGAAUGUUAUUGAGGACCCGAAAGAAAUCCAGGCAUUCUCCCAUGUCAAAUUGGAUGAAUUCAGGAAUUGGACCACUCAUUUUCGCAGCACCCUCUCCGAAACAUACGGGCUCUACACCGAACUGGCAAUGAAUGGCACUAGAACCUCCCCGCUCAUUCGACCACAAACACAGUCUAUGCAGGUGUCAGUGAUCACGGUGAUGGGCGAAAUCAUUUCGUACCAUUCACCCUUCUCCGACCCAUUCUUCAAUUUUCAAAGCCGAAUAGAUGGAGUAGAUGCACUAGGGAGGGAGUUUAUAUUCUACAGGAUCGGGCCACCGAUCAACAGUGUGGCCUGCCAGGAAAUGGUGAUGUAUUGCAGCGAGUAUACCAAUUUCUGCACACAAUGGGAGGGCGUCUAUUUCGGGAGCCAUGGCAAUAUCUAUGCGAGCUUGGUCGGCGAUCAUGCGAAUGACACGACGGUUGAGACUGCAUUCACCGCUGUUGGUAUGGCACUAUUCCACUCAACCAUUUACAGCUCAAUUAGCGAUCGCGGAAACUCCGCAUUGCUGGCCACACGCUUUGUCGCAAAUCAGAGACAACUUCGCCUGGUGCCGGGGCAGUGGAAGAUCGAGAUCGAGCGCUGGUUCCAGGUCGCGCUUGCUCGCGUUCAGUUAGUGAUGUUACGAUACGUGAAGACUCCAGGCCUGGACCGGACACGCGUUGAGAAUAUGUGGGAUUUGAUCCCGGUAGUAAAGGGCGUGUGUUCGAUUGUCAAAUUCAACUCCGCCGAGCACACCACACUCAGCACCCUCGGAGUUUUCAUCAUCGUGGCAUUCAGCUUAUUGCUGACCAUCUUGAGUAUGUGGGACAUGGCCCUGCCAAUUAUACCCAAAAGGCUCCUGACUGCCUGGAACCGGGAUCAAGCUCUCGAGCUCCUUGACGCUUUGAAUAAAUCGGACACGAACCAUGGCCUUGAUCAGGAAGGAAACGGCAUCGCCACGGAGGACAAAAGGCCACACGACCUGGAAGGAAAUGCAACCACAAAUCUCCUGUCCCCCUCUGAAUCCGUCCAGUCCAAGCUGUCAGCACGCAAGCCAGUUGAGGGCGAAAACAUUAAUUGA